AUGCAGGGCAUUUCUGAAACGAUCGCUCGUCAAUUCAAUCGUUUUGAUAUCUCUAUUGCCCACAAAGCGGCGUCGUCAUUACGCGCAACUCUUUCCCGAGUGAAAGAUCCCAUACUCAAAGAACAGCUGACUAGUGUCAUUUAUCGCAUUCCGUGUGCUAACUGUUCUGGCACGUACGUGGGUCAUUCAGGCCGACGACUUGGGACACGCAUCCACGAACACCAGCUACCCAUCGGCCGACGUGACCGUCUGUCACUCGUGCUCGCGCACGCCCUUGAGUUUUACCAUCGCUUCAAUUGGGACGGAACUGAAGUGGUUGCCAUGGCCAACACCAAACAGGCAUGA
Molecule: messenger RNA, 345 nt
Organism: Dibothriocephalus latus
Lineage: Eukaryota; Metazoa; Platyhelminthes; Cestoda; Diphyllobothriidea; Diphyllobothriidae
Source: the annotation of a GenBank genome assembly